AUGAACAGAAAUCAUCUGAACACUGAUAUAUAUGAACCAGGAGCAUAUGCAUCUGGUGUCGGUUGUCGAGUUGUUAGGGGCCCGGAUUGGAAGUGGAAUAAACAGGAUGGUGGUGAAGGACAUGUGGGCACCGUUCGACGAUUUGACACGACGGGUGAAGCUAUUGUCGUAUGGGAUUCAGGAAUCGUCGCCAAUUAUAGAUGUGGCAUCCUGGGCUUCGAUCUCCGCGUGCUAGACAGUUCGCCUACUGGAAUCAAGCAUCCUGGGACUGUAUGUGAAGGAUGUCAAGAGUCACCAAUUUACGGGGUUAGAUGGAAAUGCGCUGUGUGUUUGUGCGUCGACCUGUGCUCCGGGUGUUAUCAUGGCGACAAACACUCGCUAUCGCAUCAUUUCCUGCGGAUCGUUGCUCAGUACAAAACUAGAGUCAUUGUGGGUCGUCGACUGAAGCAAAGACGUAUCGAAUCAUUGGGCCUUUUUGCUAAAGCACGAGUCGUUAGAGGCAUCGACUGGAGUUGGGACAGUCAAGAUUGCAUAUCUCCAGUCGCAUCAACCGGUGGAUCGCUGCUACUAGGUAGUAGCAGCUCCGCUAUCAAUUGUCAUGGCCUAUUUUGUCAGAACGGGGAGCAGAUGUCAACUGGCCCGGUUUUGUUACCGACUCAAGGACGCAUCACAGACCGUCGGGACUGGUAUCCGUGGACUCCGAGAUCUGCAGCAUUGGUAGCAUGGGACAGUGGCGCUUAUAAUGUCUAUCGCGUGGGUUACGCAGGGCUGAUGGAUCUUAAGGCGAUCCGAUCUUCUAAAGGGGGCAGUUACUACGUCGAUCAUCUUCCCUUGUUGGCGGACCUUAGAGAUUGCCCAGGCGAAGAUACGUGUCAAAGAUUGGAAGAGCGGAACCGGUGCACAGGGGAAGAGGACGUCACCGAUGGGUACCGUGAUUCGGGCGGAAGCAUACCGAUACCAAACGUGACAAACCUGCAAGAUUUGGAGACCAGACGCCGCCGAACGACAACGGUAUUUAAUGAUGGACAUGUGAGCACAGGGCGUUCAAAUUGUAUCAGAGAAGAAGAGUCAGCAAGUGAGCAACAGCCAAGUAGAUGCAGAAUCACUGAGUUCGCAGUUCAGGACAUUGACAGAACACAAAGUGGACAUGAGCCAGCGGCCUCAAGCUGCUUGAAUGUUUGCACAUUGGCCAGCCGUUUGCAGGUUCAACCGACACCUAUGGUGGAUUGCCGAGGAAAUAACACAGGGCGUCACGCGCAUGCUCAGAGGCAUAUUCAGACCCCAUCUUCCUCACAAGGCUCAGAAGUGGAAGAUAUAUCGACUGGUAGAACACCGAGUUCCUCUGGAGGUGGUCUUCGCACAUUCGGUCAAACGGCACGUAGUUUGUUAACUGACCUACUGCGAGCCAACUCUUGUGCUUCUUCGACGGUAACGGUGCAGAAUCGGUUGCCUACCCAUCACAGAUCCUCUGUAACCAGCCCACCAGCACCGCGAAGAAUCAGUUGCGGGACAGUCAGUCGCAACCGCAACGUCAGGCAGAUGGCUGCUUCCGGGAGAAGUAACCAGGACAGAGGAACAGGAAUAGACAACUCUGCCCAACCACAACGACGACCGCAUGAGGCUAGCAACCUCGAAGCUCUGUGUAACCACACUUUACCGUCCGGCGGCUGUAUGAUGGUGGAUACUUCGACGCCAAGAUGCUCCUUUGCACCUUGCGCUCGCAGGGAACAAAUUCCGCGGAGGUUGUAUGGAUUGUACAACGAAAUCCAUGAGUCAACAUUGGAUCCCUCUGCGAACUUAGCAUCGUCAGCAAGGAACUGCGAGUCUAGUUCGUGUGCUCCUGAAGGACAAGCAGAUGCAUCUCAUGCUCAUUAUCACUCUUCCGCGGAACAUGCAGGCGAAGAACUGAUCAGGGCCGCCGAAGAAGGAGACGCGAAGCGACUCAAAUGCUUGUUACAGCACCGCCAUGUCAAUGUUAACACUAUUUAUGCCGGGUCGACAGCUUUGCAUACUGCAUGUGACGCAGGACAUUUGGCAUGCGUUUCUAUUCUAAUGUAUUUUGGAGCCAAGCGUCUAUUGCGUGAUGGCACCGGAAACCAAGCAGUGCAUUCUGCGGCCCAAGGAGGUAACAUCAAUGUACUUCAGCUGGUACUUUCACCUCGUCCGUCCCUUCGGAUGCCUCAUUUCAAUACGGACGAUCCACCUUGUGAAGCUCACGAUUCCAACUCGGUCGAUUCUCCUCCGCGAUCUGAUUUCGCAGUCCCCCAAUUCGACUGCGCAGAGGAGGUUGAUGAUGUUCCUGACGUAAAUUCCAGGAAUGCAUUGCGGCAAACUGCACUGCAUCUAGCCGUCACUCGCCAUGAUCUGGCACUAGCCCAGUGCUUGCUAGAGGAUUUCAAUGCUUUAUCGAGUUUGCAGGACUGUGAUGGUGAUACACCACUUCACGAUGCGAUCGCCGGGCAAGAUGAACGUUUGGUCGAGCUGUUGUUAAAACACAACGCAGAUUUGACGAUAACAAACAACUCCGGUCAAAAUCCUUUGCAUUACGCGGUAAUUCAAGGAGAGGCGAAAAUCGUCCGCAUUAUUUUACAGCACUGUCUUACUCAAACUCCAUGGCUAGUGGAUGAACCACAACCGGACGGCCUGACUGCAUUGCAUUUGGCUGCGUUCCACGGGCACUUAGAGGUGUGCGAUUUGCUUUUACAGGCUGGCGCCAACUCCAACUGUGCUGUGCAUCGACCAGCCGGAUUACUGCUACCACAGCUGCAGUCGACCACACGCGGUGAUGUUUCGUUGACCGCGUACACUCCACUCCACCUGGCGGUGCACAAGGAGCAUCCGGAUGUCGUUUGUAUGCUGUUAUGCUAUGGGGCUCGAGCUACUGGACGCAGUGGAGGGGGCAGAAGCCCCAUGCAGUUGGCCUUGACCGCCCUGUCGGCUCAGGCGGAUGAUGGUGCCCAGUACUCUGGACAUCCUCCAAAGAAAUUGGAGGUGGCAAUGGUCCCCUUCCUAGCCUCCGUGGCGCGUCUCUUGAUUUGCAUGGCGGACUCCCUCAUCUUCACAACUGGUCCCUCAAGCAUCCCUUCACCAGUGGGGGCCUUAUCGACCCCAAGGUACCCCUCUGGAGUGGCCCCGGCAAACGGACAACAUCUGAUAUCGAUUGAAGAUGAGCCAGGUGCAGACGAUGAAGGCGGUUCUUAUGCCCAAGUACAGAACUCCCCCAGACUUAUUUUGAGUAGUCCUUUAAGCCGCAGGUUGAAAUCUACCAUACAAGCCACACUAGAGACUCGUGUCCCCCGUUUGGUGUUGAUAGCGGCCUGUCUGGCCUCAGCUAUUGGAGCCGAGCACCGCCUACCCAGCCAACCGGAUACAGAUGACGAAGUUGAAUCGGACGAGACAGAGGGAAGAACAGGAUCGAUUGCUGAUAACUUCGUUACUGACGUAUUUUCCGAGAGCCUUGAUCCCGUCCUACAGUUGGCCCUUCAACAGUGCCACAUGGAGUCUAUGAACUUAGUCUCGACAGUCCGCACUCAAAUGACUAGAGCUCCGGAUGCCGAUGUGCGAUGCAGCCAGAGAACUAAAUGUAGACUGCCACAGGUCGAUGCUGGCACGAGUGCCGAGGAAAAUUUGGUGGACCUUUUAUUCCAAGUGGACAGCUCUGUUCAUGAUCCGGUUGGUUUGAUGCCCAGCACAGUGUGCAACGUCAUCGAUCUGCCAAUGCGGGACAGUCGGAACCAACCGGUCACAGCGGCGAAUCCGUUCAACAUGACCUUGAACAAUGCGCACCGGCCCACAUCGUCUCGCUUGAUGCCACCGUCUCUGAAUGAAAUCGAUCCAGAGUGGCGCGAAUGCUUGGUCUGUUCGGAAAAUGACCGGGCCACAGUGGCCAUACCAUGUGGACACAUUAUCACGUGUGACGGUUGUAGCUCGUUGGUCAAAAAAUGUCUCCUGUGCAGACAACGUAUCACUGGGUUUCGUCAGUUCACCAACUGCUGUGAAUGUCAGCAGGCACACGGAGUCAUCGUUGCCCGUCCAUGCAACCACAUGUUAUGGUGUGGAGCUUGUUUACAACUCAAAGUGACCAACCUGGAUGCCGCGUCUGCCCUACUACACUCUGCUGAUCCGAUCGGUCAUGCCAACGAAAUGAUGUUCACGCCUGACGCUAAUCGCAGAGACAUUACAGCCAGCGAGCACGCAACACAGUCAGCAACCGCAGCAUCCGGGGAAUGGCGCGAAGUACCACUCAGUCAGCUUCUCGCAAUGAUAAACAGUCUGAGUACAUUACUAGAUGACUUGGCCGCUGGAGGGCUAUGUAUAGACGGGUGUCCUGUGUGCAACGCGCCAGUAGAAACCCUUUGGCCAAUCAUUGUUUCUUGUGCUGGAGUGGAGUACCGAUCGACAACGUUAGCUAAUACCGAAGCAGAUCUUAUCCUCAACGCUGUAUCCCCAGACGUUUCUAACAGAGGUAAUGAUUCGCGGGUAGUUACUCAAUCAUACGGAACGGGUUCACCAAUCUUCAAUGCUGAUGACGGAAUUACGAAUUUCAUGAGACAGCAAUUCAGGGAAUGUCCCCGUGAAACAUCACACAAUCGUUUAGAAGAUUCAACAAUAGCAAUUACUGGUGCCACCUCAAUGCAGCCAGUAACUCCAAACAAUCACCUGCACCAUGUCGGUGCCCGAGGGGAGACUCCGAUGCGAGGGCGUCCAUCCCAACCCAACGGCAGGUUACGCGAACGUGAACUGAGCAAACUCAAACACGAACUUCAGGUGAUGCGUGAACAGAUCAGAUGUCCUAUAUGCCUGGACAGAUCAAGAAAUUUGGUGUUCAUGUGCGGACAUGCAACCUGUCAGUGGUGUGGAGAUCAAGUUACUUCCUGUCCCAUUUGCCGUCGGACGGUGGAGAGUAGGAUAAUUCUUUAUUGA
Molecule: messenger RNA, 4923 nt
Organism: Dicrocoelium dendriticum
Lineage: Eukaryota; Metazoa; Platyhelminthes; Trematoda; Plagiorchiida; Dicrocoeliidae
Source: the annotation of a GenBank genome assembly